Molecule: messenger RNA, 1411 nt
Organism: Solanum dulcamara
Lineage: Eukaryota; Viridiplantae; Streptophyta; Magnoliopsida; Solanales; Solanaceae
Product: zinc finger protein ZAT5-like
Exons: 1
Coding region: 257-1411 (384 amino acids)
Source: RefSeq, a predicted model, not a curated record
UGUUAUAUACAUCAAUUUCUAGUGGUGCAUUUUUCUCACUCCUUUGACUAGUUUUCUCAUUCACUAUAUUUACAUAUCAUCAACUCUUCUGCCAUCAAAGCUUCCUCUUUUUGUGUUUUUUCUCCCUACUUUUCCUCUUUGUUUCUUUUCUCUCAUUCCUCAAAAAACAACAAAAAACUUCCUUUCAUUUCACAUAUUUUUUUUGUGUUAGGGUUAAUUAAUGUGGAAGACAUUUGAUGGUGGAUGAAGGGAAACUAUGGAGGCUCUUGAGGAAGUGGUAGGUUGUCCCUCUAAGGACCUCUUCCACAUUGUUAAGGGCAAAAGAACCAAACGCCUUAGACUUCAAUCUCCAAAUAUCCCUUUCUCCGUCACAACAUCACAUGAUUCAUUAAACGCAUGCAAUAAUGGAGUAGAAAACGUCCCUAGCAACAACAGCAAUAACAAUAAUAAUAAUAGCGACAAUAUUGGUAAAGAUAAUAGAGAUGAUGUCGCUUGCAACAACAAUGAUAUUGAAAGAGGUAGUGGCAAUGGAGAAGGCAUUGCAUGUAACAACAACAACAUUAGCAGCAACACCACCACCAACAACGACAAUAAUAAUAAUGAAACUCUGUCUUCAGGCGCUUCGUCUGAGGUAUUUAUCAACACGUUCACCGAGGAGGAGGAGGAAACUGCCAAGUGUCUUGUCCUCUUGUCCAAAGGCCACGACGAUAAUCCCCUUCCUCCUAGGUUCAUCAACAAUAAUGUCGAUUUUUUCAACGAGGAUUUAAGGAUGCACCGAACGAAAUUUAAUAGCAAAAGGUACAUUGAGACGUCUACCAACUCAAUAGAUGGUACAAAAGCAGGAAUAUAUGUGUACGAAUGUAAGACGUGCAAUCGUACAUUCUCGUCUUUUCAAGCACUAGGUGGACACAGAGCAAGUCACAAGAAGCCCAAGACAUUAAACACCGAAUUUAACAAGAAAUCAUAUUUCAAUUUCUCAGAUGAAGACGAUUAUUAUCAACAACACUCACCAUCAACAACAACAACAUUGUACAACAAAAACAAGAAUAAUAACAACAACAUCAACAAAAAUUUGCCAAAUUCUUCCAACAACAAGUACUACUCUUCUCCUAGGAUUCAUGAAUGUUCAUAUUGUGGUGCUGCAUUUACCUCAGGACAAGCUUUAGGUGGUCACAUGAGACGUCAUCGCGGGGGCGCUAGAGUAAAUUCACCCUAUUAUUUGAGCAAUUUAAGUCCUGCAACAUCCAUAGAUCAAGAAUUUGGUAACAAUAAUAAUAUUAUGAAGAAACAAAGAGAUCAUGAGUUGUCUUUAGACCUUAAUCUUCCAGUUCAUCAAGAUGAUCCUGUUGUAUCCUUAAAGCAACAAGAUCAAGAACAAACACAAAGGCAACUUGUUGAUUGUCAUUAUUGA